Molecule: messenger RNA, 1335 nt
Organism: Portunus trituberculatus (swimming crab)
Lineage: Eukaryota; Metazoa; Arthropoda; Malacostraca; Decapoda; Portunidae
Product: leucine-rich repeat extensin-like protein 5
Exons: 3
Coding region: 65-715 (216 amino acids)
Cellular component (GO): extracellular region
Molecular function (GO): chitin binding
Source: RefSeq, a predicted model, not a curated record
AAGAAGAAAAAAUUGCAAAUAUAAAUCACUCUUGACGCCAGCAAAAAAAAAAAAAAAAGCCAGAAUGGAAAACAAAUAUAUAAUUCUUGGCUUUGUAAUACUGGUGGGAUGUUGCGUGCCUCCCUCCCUGUGUUCCACGCGGAAAUAUGAGUGCCCUGUGGAUCAUGAGUGCCAGACUUUUGGGUUGGAGGACCUCGGGCUGGGCACUAACGAGGCGGCCUUCUGCCAGGGGCCUGACUCCACGCCGCUUUGCUUUGGAAUCUUCACCAACGGCACACUCCUCCCGGAUGGAUCUGGGAGCAUCACCACCACCACUCCCUCCAACACCCCUACACCUACUGGCACUCCAAACACUCCUACUGACACCCCAAACACCCCUACUGACACCCCAAACACGCCUACUGACACCCCAAACACCCCCACUGACUCUCCAACCCCAACUGACUCUCCAACCCCUACCCCUGUUACACCCACUGAGAUCCCCACUGAUUCUCCCAGCCCAUCCUGCCAGCCAGCCUCGUGUGCAGGGAAAAUGGCAGGGGUGUACUUCCAUCAGAAUUGUGACUGUCGCCUUUACUACACGUGCUUUGGGUCAGUGGUGGAUGAGAGUGUUUUGGUUUUGACCGACCACAGGUGUACCGGCGGCCAGGUGUUUGAUCCUGAUGCUUCUGCCUGUACUAGUGACCUGUCAGUUUGUCGCUUGAGGUUUGCUUAGUGGUGGUUGUGAGUCAUGGAGUUUUAUUUACCUAUCUCGUUUGAAGCACUUGAUUGUUGCUUUUUUUUUUUUUUUUUUUUUUUUACAUGAGGUUAAUUGGUUAGAAUUGAUUUAGAGUGAGCUUUCCAAAGACGUAUGUGACAGGAAGAGGAGUGAUGGAGUAGUUUAGGUAUUUAUAGUAGCUGUAGUUUUAUUUAUGUAUAGUAUUGGUCAUUGAGUCAGAAAAUAAGCAAGUGUCAUUGUGUCAUUGGCUGCCAAAGAGUGAUGGAAGUGGGAAGUUUAGCUCUGUGAUUGGUUUCUUAUCACAGACAGUGUGAUUGAAAGAUGAACACUCAUAAGAGAAGAUAGAAAAAAUGUAUGUUUAUAUUGAAAGAUUUAUACUUAUGAGGAUGAAUAAGAAUAUAUGUUUAUGUUUGAGAGAUGAACACUAUUAGAGUAAGAAAGAAAUGUUUAAAAAAUGAUUGCUUAUUGAAUGUAAAAAAAUAUGUGAUUAUAUUUGAAAUCAAUUAUUAGAGUAAAUACAAAGAUAAAUAUAUAUGUUUGCUUAGUUAUUUUAUGAUCUACAGACAAACCAGAAUUACAAACUAACAAAUCCCUGAGAAAAUAAAUGUUACCCUUUA